Messenger RNA from Haliotis rubra (blacklip abalone), 897 nucleotides. RefSeq lists its product as uncharacterized. Bases 1 to 897 code for a protein of 298 amino acids. The record is from RefSeq and is a predicted model, not a curated record. The transcript is spliced from 4 exons. Lineage: Eukaryota; Metazoa; Mollusca; Gastropoda; Lepetellida; Haliotidae.
AUGUCGGAAGUGUCAUCAGGGUCUAUCAACAUUGCUCGUGGGAAAGAUGCAUCCCAGAGUACUACAAGCACUGGCGGCACUGCGGACCGAGCCACGGACGGUAUCACCAGCGGUCGUUUUUCAGAUGGUUCCUGUACAUCAACAAAGUUUACAAACAAUCCGUGGUUUGUUCUUGACCUCGGCGAGACAUACCAAAUACAGAACGUUGUUAUCUACAGUCGGACAGACGAAUGCUGUGUCUCCAGAUUGUCUAACUUCUCUGUGGAGGUCUUCGGGGGUGCUAACUGUAAAGGUGGGCCGGGGCAUGGUUUGAGUCAGUGCGCCUACCACGAGAACGUUGCUGAUAGUGUCACCAGCAUCUCCUGCAACGGCAUCGGUCGCUUCAUCAGGAUAAAGAUCCACCAAACCAGCACGUUACAUCUAUGCGAGGUUGAAGUAUACACGGUUACGACUGACCCAUGUGAGGUGGAGACGCCCGCAGCUGUUUGGCCAGUUCAGCCAAAAGGACUCGUAAUUAUAGAUGCACCCACAUCCACAGUCUGGGAGGAUUUCUCAACACAGAUCGCCCUCGUCAUUCCAUCCAUGACGAGCAGAUCAGAGGAGGCUGACAGUACGGACAGUUCGCAAGUGAUGACCAGCACGGACGAAACAGUGUACGCUACUGAUAACCACUUGAGCAGCGUCCUCCUCACUUCCGCUUCCGGUUUUCCAAUACAAAGCAGCCAUGUGUCAGUCUACGAAGGUACCGUUACCACUUCACUGGCCACAACAAGCAGCACGAACCCGCCAAGCAGCUCCGUCAAGCCUUACACCGGUGUUACCACCAUCAGCAGUAUAUCUGGAGCGCGUACGGUAUCCGAACAAUGUCUCUGUCGGUGUAAAACGCCACAUCCCUGA